CUCUGGGGCUUUAUUUUAUCAGUUUACCUUCCAUGAAGCAGUUUCCUGUCUAAAAAAUCAUUCCUGGUGCUCCAGUGAUGUGUACAGCUGCUCUGCAGAAACUGCUCCCUGACCAGCCCUAUCAAAGAUACCACUUAUUUUCAAAGCAAAUCGGUUUUAAAGCACCCUCUGCUGACUGAGUGCUCCUCCUUUGUUCCCCUCAACUAUGUAAGAAAGCCCCUAAUUAGGCAGCAGGCUUAUUUUUAGUACAAUCACACUAAAAUGGCAUAAUUUGUGAUUAAUGGAAAACCUAUGCUCUCCGUAGAAGAGAUCUGAUUAACUGUAACUAGAAGAUGCCAUCUCUGAUAGGUACCUAGGGUUACUAGUGUCAUUUGCAUGUUCUGUUCUGUUCAGUGGGAGGCGACUAGAUGAAGCUGUAAAUCAUGCUCCUCCAGAUACGCGUUGCAAAAACCGGUUAAAAAGAGGUCCCAGUAGUCUCUGGUACAAGCAAAGGAUCCAGUCACAGGGUAAACUACUUCUCUGCUGUCUGAAUUUUCCAAAAGGUUUGCAUUGCUGAUGGUGCUCGUCUGUUUUUGUUCUUGCUGCUAAGCACUUACCUAUGAGAACCUGUCUCUGAACAUACCUCCACAGAAAACAAAGCAGGUGGUGUGCACCUACACAGUAGAUGGGAUGUAAGCUUAACUCGAAAUCAAGAAAUAUGAUGGGGUAUGUACAUUUGAUAUUCCUAUCUACCUUCCUCUUGGUUUCCGUGACAUCAGAAUCAUAUGAUGCAAUGGAAAGUGAGGCUUUAGUUGUAAGAUGUCCCCUACGAAAUUCAGCUGUGAAAGUCACCUGGUAUCACACAGACACUAAGAAAAUAAUUCCUGAAGAAGAAGAGGGAUCACGAAUAUUUUCAUUAGGAAGAUUUCUUUGGUUUCUGCCAAAUUCUGUAGAAGAUUCUGGAAACUAUACUUGUGUUACACAUUACCCGAAUAAUAGCACAAAAGAGUUCAACAUCAGCGUGAAGGUGCAUCCAUACAAGGAAGGAAUAUGUUUCCCAAGCCGGAUACUUUAUCCAAAUGACACUAGAAGAGGAAGAAUUGUUUGUCCUACAUUUGACAAUUAUAAGAAUGCUACUAUGAUCCAGUGGUAUAAGGAUUGCAGACCUCUUCAGGGAGAGAGAUAUUUGAAGAAAGAUAAAUAUAUUUAUAUUAGUGACCUGACAAAGGAGGAUGAUGGUUAUUAUACUUGUCAUUUUACCUACACUCACAGAGGAAAUGUGUUCAAUGUAUCAGCUACAAGGAUCUUUAUAAGUGAAGCAAAACACCUGUCUCUACCUGCUCAAAUUUUGUUUCCAAAAGAUAAAGAUGUGAUAGAAGUAGAGCUUGGUGCUCCUUUGUCUCUGAAAUGUCAGGCCCGUCUGGGGAUUAAGAAACAGCCUAUAGAUGUUGUCUCCUGGGAUGUGGAUAACAACCCAGUAAUACACAUAGAUACUUCAAGAUUUCGUGAAGAAACUCAUUUUUUUGAAGGACAAGCACGAGAAUAUUACAAAGAGGCAACUUUGCACAUCACUGAAAUAAAAGAGGAGGAUCUGCAGUCAAAUUUCACAUGUGUAGUGAUGAAUGAAAUGGGAAAUACAAGGGCCACGGUGACAUUACAACUCAAAGCACAAUAUGGGCCGAACCACAUUGAGAAGAAAUCCCACAGCCUUUAAGAGGGUUUAGUUUUCUAUGAGAGAAUGGUGGAAAGAGUAAAAUCAAGCUUAUUGUGAUCAAAGGGCUUACACAAUUACAUGUCCUGUUGUCCUCUUGACUGUUUGUAACUACCUACAGGGUUAUGGCUUCAAGCAGAGUCAUAUUUCUGUGCUGCAGCCUAGACUAGAAGGAAUGUAGUUGAUUUAUAAUAGAGAAGGGAGCAUCAUUGAGGAGGAUAGCCCAGAAUUCCCCAGGGGAAGGUGAGAGGGGAUGUUCUGACUGGAUAUUACCAGGUGAGUGAGAGCGUGGCUUCUCUCAGGAGGCUGGGUGCAUGUCAGCCUUGUGCCAAGUUAUGAGUGUGGGAAUGUACUUACCAUGAAGGGGAAGGAAACUGAGUAACACUUCCUGUUCACUCUAGUUCAGGCAAUGCAAUCAUUUAUUGACCCUAUACUGCAAACUAGAAGAAGGAAAGGCUGCAUGAAGAGACAAGUAUAUUUGAUAUUCUAUAUUUGUGAAGUGAUUCAUGAAAUCUUAUUUCUGCUGUAGACAAAUCUUAUUUUAUUUUUAUCCAUAGGUCAUCAGUAAAUGUUCAGGAAAGCUCUUGACUGUGACCCCCUUUGCCGCUGUCUAUUUUAUGUGGAUGUCUAUGCCCUUCUUGUUGCUGCUAUUGUCAAGAUGCCUGCUUCUGCUACUCCUCAUCACUGUUGGUGUGAGCAAAGCUAAAUCCAGAAAUGGCUGUGCACUGCUUUAAUUUUCUUUACUUGCUCCUCAUACAGCUCAGCAAUAUUUAUGCUAAAACAAUGAUAGCUUGCCUCUGAGUAUAAUAAAAAUGCUGCAUAGAUGUCUUGUGCCUCACAUCUUGUAAAUAUGUAAUAAAGACAUGUACUCUUCUUUUUUGUUUCUUUUUGUUUUAAAUGAUUUUUUUUAAUAUCUAUGGUCAUCUCUUAGUUUUUCCUACAGCAUAACUCAUGUCUCCUAGCUACUGUCCUGUUAGUGUGCUUUUUACGCAAAUUUCCGCUCUGUAGUGUGAUUUUUUUUUUCCCCCAAGGUAUUUAGUAUGGGUUACAUUGUUAUUAUUUGUAACACAGAUUUGUGAUAAGAAGUAAGAGAUCAAUAGAUGGUGCCUUUACUACUGAAGUUACUUGCGGAGGCAUUACAUGGACUAGUUAAAUUGUGUUUAGCAGCACAGGUGACAGGUUAAAGAAGGAAGCAAAGAUGCUGUAGGUAACUGCAUUUAAGCUCCUCUGCUUGAAUCUGUUCUGUCUUACAGUCUUCAAAAAUGCUGAAUGAAUAACUCACCACAUAGAAAUUUUCCUGGGAAACCAGGAAUUAAAUCUAAUCUUCUCAGUCAUAAUCAAAUACUUUAAGAACUAGCUCAUUUUUAGCAGUACCUUUAUAACAAAUUUUAGCAAUUUGAUUUGUUAACAGCUGUCAUCUACAUAAGAAUUAAAAGUUGCCAGACAAGAGAGAAGAGAAAAUAUGGGGUUUCUGUCAGAGUCAGCUGUUUGGUUUUGUCUCCAUGACAAACAAAAAUACUAAAUACUGCCAGGAAAGGGCAAUAUGAAAACCUUCCUUCAAACUUAUUUCCUGUCUUUUCUCUCCCCGCUUUGCCUGAGGCUGUUUGGUAUCUUCUGACUCCUUUACUAACACUUGUUCAUAAAAAAUACCCUUUAUGUCUCAUAAUACUUUUUAAUACCUUAAAGUAAUUGGUAAUUAAAGUAAUACCUUAAAGUAUUAGCCCAUGAUAUGGGCUGUCUCAUUUCCUCCAGAUCUUUCAGUCCUGUGCCUCCAUUUAUAAUCCCAGAAAUGGUGAUCAUCCCAUGUUUUACAUUCUCCCCCUGCCACAGGACACAAUCUCUGAUGUACACUGAGAUCAUCUCCAUAAGUUCUCUCUGGUCAGGGUGAAGAAUUUGCGAAAGGUUUUCAUUACAUUUCUUCCUCCUUUCCUGGCCAAGAUGUAGCUAGUCUUGCUGGACACCUGGCAAGAGGCAGCAACUCUGCCUGCAGCUAAACUAGGUUACCCUCCACAGCCGCUUGUUAUCUCUAAUGCUGGAAGAUACCACCUCCUUGCACCACAGUGCUGGUGUCCAAGCCAGCUCAGAUCACUGAUAACUGCAGUGGGUAAAUGCUUACGAAAGUAGCGCUGCUGUCAGGGGUGGGAUGGGAGGUGGCACGACACCAUUAACUCCUGACAGGGAAGCCAUGACAAGUGGAGAAACACUGGAAGUUUUAACUCUUUCUACCAGCAGAGCUCAGUCAGGAAAAGAACAUUACCUCAGCAUCACAUCUAAUCUGUCUUCUCAGGAAUUCAGAAGCUGUCAGAAUAUCUCCCAAGUGUUUACCUUUUUAUUAACAAAUAAAUUGCCACUAGCUUCUAGUUCCUCAUGAAAUCACAGAAUCACAGAAUAGUUUGGGUUAGAAGGGACCUUAAAGAUCAUCUAAUUCCAACCCCCCUGCCAUGGGCAGAGACACCUCCCACCAGACCAGG
Messenger RNA from Cygnus olor (mute swan), 4161 nucleotides. It is a transcript of the gene IL33R, whose product is annotated as interleukin 1 receptor like 1. Lineage: Eukaryota; Metazoa; Chordata; Aves; Anseriformes; Anatidae. Gene Ontology annotation, biological process: signal transduction. The record is from RefSeq and is a predicted model, not a curated record. The transcript is spliced from 10 exons. The coding region runs from base 665 to 1693 and encodes 342 amino acids. Gene Ontology annotation, molecular function: interleukin-1 receptor activity; interleukin-33 receptor activity; interleukin-33 binding.